UAACGAACGAGCUGUCUGUGAAAGUCCGUCGACUCCGCUGCUCAGGACCGCGGCAGCUGUAGGAAUGCAUAGGCACGAUAACACGAGAAGGCCUGCAUCGACGUAACAUUUUCUUUUCUUUAGUUUUGACGCUGCGAUGUCGCUCCAGCAGCAAGUGGAGGACGCGACGGAGGAGAAAGGCGGCUUCUUCAUCGGCGCCGACUCGGACGCCUCAGAAGAAGAGGAGGGCCACCAUGAACUUAUACUACACAAAGCUAACGCUCUGGCAUCGGAAAACUGCCUCAGAGAAGCCAUUGACUGGUUUUCAGUGGCGAUGCGUUAUGGCCCCGUGCGACCCGAACAAUUAAGCACUUUCGUGGACUGUAUCCUCCGCAACUUCAAGAGGAAAGCGGCUGGGCCAGACGCACUCCCGGGCGAGAGUCGGGACGCCGGGGACAGUUCUUUGGACGAUAUGUUUGACUGUCCCAACUGUCAUGACUUUUUAGGCGAACCUGUUACCAUAGCUUGUGGACAUUCGUAUUGUAAAAGGUGUUUACAACGACGGCUGCUCUCCAAAUGCAAGCUGUGCAGCGAAACCGUAACGGGCGAGGAGAAAGCGAAUGUGAUUAUGUGCGGACUCUUAGACAAGUGGUUCCCGGACGAGCUGAAAAAGUCAAAAACACUAUGUGAAGUGGACGAGCUGUGUAGAAGUAAACGUUACAAAGAGGCUGUGUCGCUAGCAACCGAAGUCAUUCAUCGUGAUCCAGGGACAACAGCGGCGGCGCGACUGUCUCGAGCGGAGGCCUACAUGGCUCUCAAACAGUAUCGUCUGGCUCUGGAGGACACAGAAUUUUGUCCCGGGUCCAGUUCUUCCGCUGAAGCUGUGUUUAGGAAAGCUAUGGUGCUGCAUGAGAUGGGCCAAGUGGACGAGUCUCUCCAAGUAUUCCUCCACUGCCUGUCUGUGGACGAAGACUUCCCCUGUGCUAAAAGACAAGUGGAAAAGAUCCUGUGUGAUAUGCUGUCCCCGGCCGAUGAGAACGUCAAGGUCGGCCUGAGGGAAACGACACAGAACGCGUCGCCUCACUUGCGCAGUAAAACCCUUGUGGCUGAUGCACAAGCUCAACCACAGAGCCCGGUCCAAAGACAGCACCAGACCCGCGCCGCCUCGGCACACCACCAUCUGGACAACCAGGAGAAACGCUGGGAAAGCCUGGAGCGGCCCAGUCUGAGCCGAGCCCAUUCGCUACGAAUGCAUGGCUCUAGUUGCGGUGAGGAGGGGCUGAAGAGAGUUUGCUCUGCUCCUCAGCUGGGGGACCAGGAGAAGGGGAGCCUGCUGAAGAGGAAAUUGUCAGUGUCAGACACAGAACCAUGUGUUGUUGACAGCGGAAGUAGCAAGUAUAAAAAACAAGGUGUGGCGAAAAGCUCCAAACAACAGGCUGCCAAAGAAAAAACCAGCAGACAUAUUCCCGAGGACCUGCUGGACCACAAUGACUUCGAGUGCUCUCUCUGUCUGAGGUUGUUCUAUGAGCCUGUGACUACACCAUGUGGCCACACCUUCUGUAAAAACUGUGUGGAACGCUGCCUGGACCAUACGCCCCAGUGUCCCCUCUGUAAAGAGAGCCUGAAAGAGUAUCUAGCACGCAGGAAGUACAUGGUGACGACCGUCUUGGACACCCUGAUCAAACAGCAUCUCCGUGAAGAGCAUGCAGAAAGAACGAAAACUCAUUUGGAGGAGACCAGAGAGCUUUCCGAUCUGACGAAGAAUGUGCCUAUCUUUGUGUGUACCAUGGCUUACCCCACCGUGCCUUGCCCCCUGCAUGUCUUCGAGCCACGUUACCGCCUCAUGAUUCGCCGCUGCAUGGACACAGGCACGCGCCAGUUUGGGAUGUGCAUUAAUGAUCCCCAGACAGGGUUUGUAGAUUAUGGCUGCAUGCUGACCAUCAGGAGUGUCCACUUCCUCCCUGACGGACGAUCAGUCGUGGACACCGUCGGUGGAAAACGCUUCCGGGUCCUGUCCCGAGGAAUGAAGGAUGGUUACAGUACUGCUGACAUUGAGCAUUUGGAGGACACCAGGGUGGAGGACAGAGAUGAGCUAGCGAGACUACAAGAGCUGCAUGAUGCCGUUUACGAGCAGGCCCGCGUCUGGUUCCAGAACCUUAAGAUCCGCUUCCACAACCAGAUCCUGCAGCACUUCGGACCAAUGCCAGAACGAGAAGCUGACAUCCAGGCUACUCCUAAUGGUCCAGCGUGCUGCUGGUGGCUCCUGGCUGUUCUGCCAAUCGACCCACGCUACCAGCUGUCUGUCCUCUCCAUGACCAGCCUCAAAGAACGCCUGGUGAAGAUCCAGCACAUCCUCACAUAUCUGCAGAGCAUCCCUAACAACUAGAGCUUCCUCUUAUCCUCACCACAAACAUUCAAGCAACCUUGAAUCAACAUCUCGACAAUUUUUUUUUCUGUUCCCAUCCAAAUCCCUCAACUGUACAUUUUGCAGUUCUUUGCAUUAAGCCUACACAAGACCAGAGCAAAGCUGAAACAUCCUUGAACUGUGGAACACUGAAACCGGAGAUGUGGCCAAACCACCUCAGGGACUCUUCCAACGACGCACAUCUGUGUGUGUCUAUCAAAAAUGAUUAAAAGUAUAACAAAUGUCACAGCAACUGUUCUCAUCGGCUCUCGUUCUUAAUGCAGUUCAUUUUCGUAGGAACUUCCCCGAAUGAGCGUUUCUAAGAUUUAUGUUAAUAUGGAGGAGGGUGAGGUGUGUCUGGCAAAAUAAAUCCUAAAUGCUGAAAGUCCAAAAAGUGAUCGCAAGACGUGGUUUGGAGGAACCACUGACAAGAGAUUUGUGCAAAACCAAGUGCAACUAGAGGCUGGUGUAUGUGUACCAGACACUGACAGAAGUAUCAUCUCUUCUGAGCAUCGCAUUUUCUUUUUCUCUCUCCCCCACAUUCUUACCAUGAACAACUUCCGUCGCUGCCUCUAUGUUGUGGCAAAGGACCUACCUGUUGAAAGAAUGAGACGAUCUGUGUUUCUUCCCAUCGUUUUCCACUCUGAGUUUCUUCCAAAUUAUCACGCAGAGAUGGGCCAUUUUAUCUCUCUUAACAGUGGGCCAGAUGGCCUGAAAUCUCAUCUUGAUUCUAUGCUUUUCAAACGCUUUUUCCUCCUGUCACAGUUAAACUUAAGUUGUAUGCGCUCUUCCAACGUCUUUGUUUGUCAUGGACCUUUGGAGAUCCUGCUGGAGUGAGGAAGAAGUAGUUCUUGUAUUAGUUGUCUCUCCUCUAAACCAAAAGAUUCAGCUACCCAGUGAAUUAACUUAAAACUGAAUUAAUUUAUAAGAAAGAGUUUGUAAAAUGUGUACAUUCUGAACGUGUGUGUGUGUGUAUGAGAAAUUCUAAGGGGGUCUUGCAGUAUUCUGACAAAUCAAGACAAGACAAAAAACGCAUGUUUACAGCCAAUGGGUUAGCAUUAUUCUUCAUUCAAAGCUGCUCUGUGUCUGCUUGGAGGAGAGAGGACUGUACUGCAGUGCUUCAGUCGGGACUGCAUUUGCCUUACACCAUUUUGCAUUGUGAUUUGAAUAACACGAUGUGUUGGUUUGGUUACCAUUCCUUUUUGCCAUUCUACGAAGUAUGUUUUCAUUGUGUUCUUUCCCCAUCUCAGUUAGUGUAUAAUGUGUAUAAAAAAAAAGAAAACUCAAGUCAAGGCUGUCAUAUGUAAACCAUCUGUAAAAAGGCUUUUUGGACAGAUCUUGCUUUUUGCUCAGAUGUUUUAAGUUAUCAAUUUGAAUAAUAAAUGCACUUCUUUUUUCAA
Messenger RNA from Chelmon rostratus (copperband butterflyfish), 3783 nucleotides. RefSeq names its product LON peptidase N-terminal domain and ring finger 1, like (gene lonrf1). Gene Ontology annotation, molecular function: protein binding. The transcript has 12 exons. The coding region runs from base 137 to 2365 and encodes 742 amino acids. The record is from RefSeq and is a predicted model, not a curated record. NCBI's taxonomy places the organism in Eukaryota, Metazoa, Chordata, Actinopteri, Chaetodontiformes, Chaetodontidae.